Pygoscelis adeliae (Adelie penguin) is the source of this 3613-nucleotide messenger RNA. RefSeq names its product nucleoporin 54kDa (gene NUP54). Gene Ontology annotation, biological process: protein localization to nuclear inner membrane; NLS-bearing protein import into nucleus; nuclear pore organization. Gene Ontology annotation, cellular component: nuclear pore central transport channel; nuclear pore. Gene Ontology annotation, molecular function: structural constituent of nuclear pore. The record is from RefSeq and is a predicted model, not a curated record. NCBI's taxonomy places the organism in Eukaryota, Metazoa, Chordata, Aves, Sphenisciformes, Spheniscidae.
CCCCUCCUCCCGCACGGACGGCUCCUGCGCAGUGGCGGCGGGUCCGUCUCGGGAGGCGUCCGGGGCUUGGUCCUGCCGAGUCAGUCGCUCGUAGGGCGCUUGUGACGUGGUGAUGCACGGCUAAUGCUGCCAGGUCGCUCGGAUCAGCGCUCUUGAUGGCGGUGGUGUGCCCGUUGGGAUGAGGUGCUCUUGGAAGUUAACCUUCGAGCAAUGUGAAAGACAGUGUUCGGCUUGUAAAGGAAGGCAGGCUUUUCCCCGCUUGUUUUGCCGCUGUCAGUUGACUGUCAGGCUUGGUGAAAUUUAAGCCAGAGCCUUCCUUACUCUCACUUAGUAAAAUAAUUUUUCGCUGGCUCUUAGAGUAGACCCUCCGAAUCAGUCUUUUAGACAGGGCUCAUCUUCGCUGCGGUUAGCCUGGGCUCUACCGCGUGGGCUUUCGCUCCGACUCUGGCUGUCUUAGACAUAGACUUUCUGGCCCCAUCUUAAAGUAAAAGAUCAUCUUGUACUGCUUGUACGCUGUUACAAGGUUUAGUGUGCUCGCAGACCAAUAUUAGAAGGAAUUCUGGGAUCGAACCCCAGGACUUCCCGUUGUCUGUCUGUCGGUCUAGCAUGAACCUCUCAGCUACUCCUGGGGAGGGAAUCGGGGAGCCGCUGUAUUAGCCCACUUUUCUUAGCGCUGAAAAACCUGGACGCAUCGGGUAAGUCAGCAGCAAGCGCUGGAGCGCACAGGUUUUGUGAAUAUAACUUCAAUAAGUCCGCCCUGGAGUAUUUGAGGCACGCACGGUGCCUCAGCUGCUGGAGUUGUAUUUUGUGGUUAUUCUGCCAUCGCUGCUCAUAUGUGGGUAUGGUAUUAGCGUGAAGAUGGCUUAUUCUUGCCUUCCUGAUGAUAGCUUAUGAAAUAACUGUGCCGCUCUCAGUUACGCUAGUACAGACGCAGCUGUAUCGAGCAAUCUUAGGCGGUUAAAAAUUACUCUUCACAGGAAUGUUGAACCACAUGGGUAUUUUCAUGUAUAGCUUUGAAAUAAGAUGGGGAAAAUGUUAGCUGCUUUAUAUGCAAUAUAGUUGAAAAAUAACAUGCUUACAGCAGUGACGUAGGGAGAGUGGAUUAUACAGAAAGCUUUUAACUGUCCUCCUUGUGUUCAAUAAAUAAUGUUUAAUGCCAGUCAAUAUCGUACUCUUGUUUUUGACUAUGCCUGUCUUGUCCGUGGUGAUGGAAAAAUAUUUUAGCUUUUCUUUCCUGACUACCUUUUACUUAGAACUAAUGUUACCUUGCUCUUUUUCUGCUUCCCGCUUGUCAGGAUUUGGUGGGCUUGAGACUACAAACUCCACUGCCAGUGGGUUUAAUUUUGGGGGUUUCGGAUUAACUGCUAAUCCUGCAGUGAAUUUUAAUAUUGGGAAUUUCGGUGUUUCUACUACCUCAACUCCACCAUUCAAUUUUGGUAACAGUCUGGCAAGUGCAGGUGCGUUUGGAGGAUUUGGGACAACUACCACCACUGCGGGACCAGCAUUUAGUUUCUCUGCUCCCACCAAUACAGGCACCAGCGGACUCUUUGGUGGUACCCAGAACAAAGGCUUUGGAUUUGGUACUAGUUUCGGCACAGGAACUGGAACUGGCUUGGGUAGUGGGUUGGGAACUGGGCUAGGCUUCGGAGGCUUCGGUACGCAGCAGCAACAGACCACAUUAGGAAGCGGCUUGUUCAGCCAGCCUGCUCAGACACCUGCCCAGUCGAACCAGCUCAUCAAUACAGCCAGUGCCCUCUCGGCUCCGACACUCUUAGGAGAUGAGAGAGAUGCUAUUUUGGCAAAAUGGAACCAGCUUCAGGCCUUCUGGGGAACAGGCAAAGGUUACUUCAACAAUAACAUCGCGCCAGUGGAGUUCACGCAGGAAAACCCCUUUUGCAGGUUUAAGGCUGUGGGGUACAGUUUAAUGCCCAACAACAAAGAUGAAGAUGGCCUCGUGGUCUUGGUCUUUAACAGAAAAGAAACAGAUAUUCGAAGCCAGCAGCAGCAGCUCGUAGAAUCACUACACAAAAUUCUGGGAGGAAACCAGACGCUCACUGUCAACGUAGAAGGUGUUAAGACGUUGCCAGAUGACCAGACAGAAGUGAUCAUUUACGUUGUGGAGCGCUCGCCCAACGGCACUUCGAGGAGAGUUCCCGCAACGACCCUCUACACCCACUUUGAACAAGCCAACAUAAAAUCGUCCCUGCAGCAGCUGGGGGUCAGCCUCUCCAUGGCCAGAACAGAGCUUUCCCCGGCACAAGUCAAACAGCUCUUGCAGAACCCUCCUGCCGGUGUUGAUCCAAUUAUAUGGGAACAAGCCAAAGUUGAUAAUCCUGAUCCUGACAAGCUUAUUCCUGUGCCAAUGGUGGGUUUCAAGGAACUGUUGAGAAGAUUGAAGGUCCAAGAUCAGAUGACCAAACAGCAUCAAACUCGAUUAGAUAUAAUAUCAGAAGAUAUCAGUGAGCUGCAGAAAAACCAAACGACAACUAUGGCAAAAAUUGCACAGUACAAAAGGAAACUGAUGGCGCUUUCUCACAGAACGUUACAGGUGUUAAUAAAGCAGGAGAUCCAAAGGAAAAGCGGUUAUGCCAUUCAAGCAGACGAAGAGCAGCUUCGUGUACAGUUAGAUACAAUUCAGUGUGAACUUAAUGCACCUACACAGUUCAAGGGCAGACUGAAUGAGCUCAUGUCCCAAAUCAGGAUGCAAAACCACUUUGGAGCAGUGCGGGCUGAAGAGCGCUAUUACAUAGAUGCAGACCUCUUAAGGGAAAUCAAGCAACAUUUGAAGCAGCAGCAAGAAGGCCUGAGCCACCUAAUUAGCAUUAUAAAGGAUGACUUGGAAGACAUCAAACUUAUAGAACAUGGGCUGAACGAGAGCAUUCCCAUCAGAGGAGGAGUCUUCAGUUGACGUGGUGGAUGCUGCUGGGCUUACACAGAACAUGUUACUCGAGUUCAUGGUUCACCUUCCAAGGCUAAAACUGUUGAGGUAAAAUAAAACACUUGUCUUCUAGGAACAAUGGUAUUUUGGCUGUUAUCUUUAGAAUUAGCAAAGCCUCUUCUAAGCUUUUGAACUUGACCUUUGGAAGGUUUAUAUUUUAUAAAGCUGUAUAUGCUUUAAUAAAAGAAGGAAAACUGAAUCUGUUCAGAUACCGUUUUACUAUAAAACUAUAUGUACUAUUGUACAUUUUUUCUUUUUUUCCCCCCCUUUUUUUACAACAAUAUUGUCCUAGAAAUGCAGUGCCGAGGGAAUUGUUCCACUUGUGACUUGGUUUGUGGAAAGCUUAGCCCGCUUCGAUGUUUUUGUCAAAACAAUCAAGUAACAUCAUUAUGUAAACAGCUAAUUUAAAUCAUUACAGAUAUGUAUGUUGCUGUAACGAUGUCGGUCUCUGCAAUACCAGUAGUUUGCUGGGGCAAGCUGCAGGAAGUUGAUGUUUCCAGUUUCUGUCAUUCCUUUGGGCGGCAAGGAUCUGAAGGUUAUGUUAUUAUUACUUUACAUACGUGGAUUAUACAAAGCUUCGCUGCCCCUUAAGUAACAACAGAAUGUCUAGACGUUGUCUUCUGCCUUUUUUUUUAAUUGCUGGAGAGUAAUAAAUUCAGUCUGACUUUGUAAUAA